This is a messenger RNA of Hansenula ciferrii, 933 nucleotides long. RefSeq names its product dihydrodipicolinate synthase family protein. Bases 1 to 933 code for a protein of 310 amino acids. The transcript has a single exon. NCBI's taxonomy places the organism in Eukaryota, Fungi, Ascomycota, Saccharomycetes, Phaffomycetales, Wickerhamomycetaceae. Gene Ontology annotation, molecular function: 4-hydroxy-tetrahydrodipicolinate synthase activity. The record is from RefSeq and is a predicted model, not a curated record.
AUGUCUUCACCACCAAAACCAGGAAUCUAUACACCAAUUCCAACUUUUUUCAAGAGAUCUGAUGGUCACUCAAUUGACUAUUAUACACAGGUUGAACAUGCUAAGUUUUUGAGAAAAAAUGGAAUAGAAGGUUUACUUGUAAUGGGCUCAACUGGUGAACAAUCACACUUAACAAGAAAAGAAAGGGCUUCCGUCGUUAAAAAGCUUCACGAUGAAAUACCAGGAUAUACCUUACUCGCAGGUGUUGUUGCAAAUGCAUUACAGGAUGCUCUUGAUGAAAUUGAAUCUUUGAAAAACGCUGGUGCUUCAUAUGCUGUUGUUUUGCCCUCUUCAUACUUUGGACAAGAUAUUAAACAAGGAGGAAUAAUUGAGUGGUACACCAAACUAGCUGAUGAAUCAACUUUACCACUACUCAUAUAUGUAUUUCCAGGAGUUAGUAAUGGAAUUCAUGUUGACCCUGAUACGCUUGUUGAACUAUCCAAACACGCAAAUAUUGUUGGAACUAAAAUCAGCCAUGGGAAUGUUUCACACCAUGCACUUGUUGGAUUACAUGAAGAUAUAAUCUCUGGUAAAAAUAAAUUUAAUGUUUUCACAGGUUUGGGACAGCUUCUUUUACCAGUAUUAACUGUGGGUGCUAAAGGUACAAUUGACGCACUUAGUGGGGCUUUCCCAAAAUUGUACGUUGAUAUUUUCAAAGCAUAUGAAUCUGGUGAUUACGAUAAGGCCAGAUUAUUACAACUUGCAGCUUCUAGGGGUGAAGAGAUAAUUUCAAAAGUUGGUAUUCUUGGUAUUAAAAGGGCUAUUUAUGAGCAAGGAUUUGGUGAAACAUAUUUAGGAAGAGCUCCAUUAAGUCAAGAUUUCCCUACAGGAGCUUGGGAUGCUGUUGUUCCUUAUUUUGAAGCUGCUAAAGCCGCUGAUACCAGUAGUAAAUAG